AUGUUAGCUAUAGGCAGUGUGUUGGGUGUGCUAUUUUCACUGGCGCAAGUCGAUACGGCCAAUAUAUUGUGCUUGAUGGGAGUGGCCAGCCCAAGUCAUCACAUAUGGAACCGAUCCAUAAUGGACGCGCUGGCCCGUGCGGGACACAACUUGACCAUCCUGUCGGCAGAUGUCGAACGGAACCAACCGAGCAAUGUGCACUACGUCCAGUUAGAAGAAAUAUACCCCGCGCUGUACAGUGGUCCUGAGUCACUCGAUCUGCUCGAGAUGGCAAACGAAAACCCGUUCAAAAGUAUCGUUUCAUUCUAUCGAGACUUCGUGGUGCUCGAAUGUGCUGGAACUCUUAAGUCGAAAGGACUACGCACCGUGAUGAACUACCCGGACGAUUUCAAGUUCGAUCUGAUCCUGCACGACUUCACUUGUGGACCAUGUCUACUCGGUUUGCUACAUAAAUUUCACUAUCCGCCGCUGGUCAGUGUGACAGCGUUCAACAACCCGCCCUACUCGACGGAUGCGAUCGGUGGGCACAAGUACUACUCCUACGUACCGUUCUACUCGCUCAGUUACGACUCGGACAUGAGCUUCUUCCAGCGCGUCCAUAACACGCUUCUGAGUUUGGCGGAUUAUUGCUAUCGGACCUACGUAUCGCAUCCGCGAAUCGAUCAGAUGAUGCGUGACUACUUCCCGUACCCGGACCUACCAUACGCGGCCAAGCUUCACCAGCACUCCAAGCUGCUU
Molecule: messenger RNA, 738 nt
Organism: Anopheles cruzii
Lineage: Eukaryota; Metazoa; Arthropoda; Insecta; Diptera; Culicidae
Product: UDP-glucosyltransferase 2-like
Exons: 4
Molecular function (GO): UDP-glycosyltransferase activity
Source: RefSeq, a predicted model, not a curated record